Molecule: messenger RNA, 5902 nt
Organism: Helicoverpa zea (corn earworm)
Lineage: Eukaryota; Metazoa; Arthropoda; Insecta; Lepidoptera; Noctuidae
Gene: MFS16
Product: glucose-6-phosphate exchanger SLC37A2
Exons: 13
Coding region: 575-2248 (557 amino acids)
Biological process (GO): transmembrane transport
Cellular component (GO): membrane
Molecular function (GO): transmembrane transporter activity
Source: RefSeq, a predicted model, not a curated record
CUUUUGUUUUCUAUAUUUUUUUUGCAUUUGUUGCAGAGCAUAAGACUCAAUAAUAUGAAAAUCAUAUUUCUUCUGCAAAGUUUCUCGACUUGUUUAAAAUUAAACUACUAUGUUUUUUUUUACUUAUUGAAUAACAAUACGUAACGUCAAACUGACAAUGAUGGCCAGCUGACUUGUCAAUGUCAAGGAUGUGCAAACUAUUGCGAAAUAGCACCUUCAGCAUUUUUUCAUCGUCCAACCUUGUCUAUCUUCACUAUUGUGAACGAGUCAGAUAUGUCAAGGCUAAAGAUCAUACAUAAUUUCAGUAGUGGAACGCUCUCAUAGGGGACGUGUCGUGUACAUAUGGACAUAAAAUAAUUAUUUUUAUCAAGCAAAUCACUGAUCUAACAACGAUAAUAUUGAAUUAACGCAAAAACUAAUUAAUUCGAAUUAAUAAAGUCGAAAGAAUUCACGCGUAUAUUAUUUUAAAAUUACGUAAAUCAGCAUAAGAAUCGCGUUUAAAGUUUACGUUUUGCUUCGUCGAUGUAAACAAAAGAGCUGUUAUUAAAACAAUGCGUGUGGUAAAGGGGCGUGAAUGAGGUUCGUGCAGGACGGAUUCGCGAGGACAUUUACUAGGAAACACUGGAGAAUGAGCGGCGUCAGCAGAGAUGCACCUUUAGGGGUGCAGUUUAUACAGAAACUUAGUAAUUCGUGGUGUCCGAGGCUGCAGAUCAACCGUUUGCGAUGGUACCAAGCAUCAGUUCUAGUGCUGACCUUCUUCACGUACAUGACGUACCAUCUGACCCGCAAGCCCAUAUCGGUGGUGAAGAGUGUUCUGCAUCAGAACUGCUCGGCGCUCGUGCCUCCGCCCGGCACCGACCCUGGAGACGACCAGUGGUGUAACUGGGCACCUUUCAACACGGCUGACGCCAACACGCUGCUGGGUACCCUGGAUUCUGCCUUCCUGUUUUCUUAUGCAGCGGCCAUGUUUGUAUCAGGCAUGGUGGCCGAGCGAGUGGAUCUUCGCUACUUCCUCUCACUAGGAAUGCUAACUUCUGCCAUUUUCUGCUACCUCUUCGGUGUCGGACGGACGUACAGCAUACAUAAUAUAUCAUAUUAUUUGCUGGUUCAGGCUGGUGCAGGUAUAGCCCAGACAACUGGGUGGCCGGGCACAGUCGCCAUUGUCGGCAAAUGGUUCGGCAAUAGUAAGAAAGGACUCAUUUUUGGCAUAUGGAACUCUCACACUUCACUUGGCAAUAUAUUGGGUACAAUAAUGGCGGCAGAAUACGUGGACUCUGAUUGGUCGUUAUCGUUCAUCUACCCAGCUUUAGUGAUGGGAUGCGUGGGGGCAGUGGUGUGGCUGUUUCUGCCCCCAGAGCCGCGCCUCGUGGGGCUCGCUAGCGCUGUUAAUAAUAGUAGGAACUCGCCGGCGCGGCAGUCCUCGCGAUCUGACGAGGAAGACGAUGUGGAAGAUGAUGAAGAGUCUUCCGUCAUUGUGGGAGACCAGUCAGCAAGUUUACGACCGAACAGACACUCAGCAAAUACAGCUCAACCAGAAGAAGUGACAGAGCGAACCUCCCUCCUCCGCUCGGGCGGCUCCGAGAGUGCAGUGUCCCUGACGCGAGCGCUGGCCAUCCCCGGCGUGCUGGAGUUCUCGCUGUCCCUGUUCUUCGCUAAGCUCGUCAGCUAUACCUUCCUGUACUGGCUGCCGUCGUACAUCAGGUUUACUAUGGCGGAUCUCUCAGCCCGUCAGUCAGGCGAGCUGAGCACGGUGUUCGACGUGGGUGGAGUCGUAGGCGCAGUACUAGCGGGGCUGGUGGCUGACUGUACCGCGUGUCCGGCGCUCGUGUGCGUGGCAUUCUAUAGUCUUUGUGCUCCUAUGCUAUUCAUCUACCAGUACUUCGGCGCUACGUCUUACCUGGUGAACGUAGCUCUACUGGUGAUGACUGGCAUGCUGGUGAACGGUCCAUACGCUCUCAUCACCACGGCAGUGAGCGCGGAGUUGGGCACUCACACCAGUUUGGCUGGUAACAGUAGAGCGCUGGCCACUGUUACUGCUAUCAUCGACGGUACUGGGAGUGUGGGAGCAGCCAUAGGUCCGAUGCUAGCUGGCGUGGUCUCUAGCAGGUCCUGGACCAACGUGUUCUACAUGCUCAUCGCCUGCAACUUCAUGGCGUUGUUCCUCUUGCUAAGGAUAGCAAGAUCUGAAUUCCUAAAGCUAAAACAAGAACGCCGCAUGGCAUCACCGCCGCGAGUACGUAUAGAGUAACACACACACACACACACACACACAUACUUACACAUACACACUCACAUACAAAUGUAACAUGACCAUCCAAUGGCUGACAAAACAUAUCUUACUUUUAUUAAUUCUGCCCCCGUCCGACUUUCUGUAGGACAAAUAAUAAUCGGGCCGAUUUUUUGUAGGACGUUUAUGACCGACUUUUCGUAGGACGUGUUCGUUGCACUGUUAUUGCUAUCAGUGUGUUAUAUUUCUGUCCUACAAAAUAUCGGACACCGAUUUAUCGGACGUGGGGCGUAUAAGUGUUUUGUAUUGUCAUCUUGUUUUAAUUCUAUAAAAAUGACAAGGACAGAUAUAAAUGUUAUUUUGUGUUUUUGAUAAUGUAGUGUGCCAAAGUUUUUUGUUGGAUGAAAAUAACUUUUAUUAUUGUGACAAAAAUGCUAAUGAGUUGGGUAAACUUAUUUUGUUGAUGAAAACAUUUGUACCAAAUUGUGGACUGAAGUAUAACUUAAAACAAAUAUUUCAGUAGACUAUUAAAACAACUUAUUGAAAAUAUCAAGUUUUGGGCCAAAAAAAUAUACCCAUCUAAAAAUCAUCAGUUUUCUUUGACAUUUUGGUACUUAUGGAUCAGAUUUUAACUACGUAUCAAUGACAAAGUUAGUAGACCUAAUCGUCAUUCAAAAGUUGACUUUAUGUAUGUUAAUUUAACUGUGCGUUGCAUCAUUUAACUAUAACGAUAACCGAACUAUUUGAAGUUGUCAAAUCGCCGGUUUGACCAAUAGGCGGCAAGUAUACGGCUGGUUAUAGUUUGGUUAUCGUUAUAGUUAAACUCAUUUUAACUGGGCUGUGGUACCCGACCUGAUGUUAAAUCUUAUCCUUUAACAUAAUCAAUUAAAUUAAUAAUUAUUAUUGUUCUGAAUGGAUAGUAUAAAUAAUAAUAUAGUAAAUGUGUAUAUCUAAAUCAUAUUUGUUAAAUCUCCGUGUUGUAAAAAUGUCUAAAUAAAAUAGUCGUAACUGAUAAUUAAAUACUAUUUUUAACCGACUUCCAAAAAGUAGGGUUUCAAUUCAUCAUGUUUUGUUCGAGUUCAAUCAAAUUGUAAAUAAUAUUGUAUGUCGACUACUUAUGUUAUUUUAGCUUAACCGAAUUAAAUUUUAUUAUACGUAGGCCUUAAUAGUCAAUUAUUAUUUUUCUAUUUCCAUUCAAAUGAUAUUAGUUACAUACAUUUUUGAUUUUCUAUUUCAUCCUUUUUUGAUAAUUAAUAUUACAUAACAUGGUGAUUCUAAUCAUUGGUCCUAGUUAGGUAAUCUACUUAAAGUAUUAUUUAGAACACAUACCUACAUAUAUUUAUUUAUCUACACUGAAAUAAUAAGAAGAAACAAUAUUUUGUUUGUUUCAAAAAUUAUUUCUUUGUUGGAAAGCUCGAAAUUUUACUUAACGAGAAUCGAAUUGAACAUUGACUAAAAUUUCUCGACAUCUAUAAUUCUAAAUACUAUGAAUUAAAUCCGAAUUUAUAAUUCAAAACUGUUUGAUAUUAAUUGUUUUAUCAAAUAUUAUAAUUUUCGUAUCGAAACUUUUUUACGUACCCUCUUAUAUUAGUGUACUACAAUUUUGCCGUACCAUAGAGUGAUGAAAAAAAAUAGACAUGACUAAAAUGCCAUCUCACUCGCACAAUAUUAAUAUCUUGAGUAAUCUUGACCAUCACAUAGGAAGUGGUGAAGGGCGGACAUUUUUGGGGACUGUCUCAUGACAUACUUGACGUUCGAAAAUGCGUGUUGAAGCAUUCAAAAUAUGUAAUUGAAUAUAAAACUGCCAAUUUCAUAGUAUGUGUGUUUUUAGACUUUUACACAAUAGCCUAGGUUAAUUUAUUGUAGAUAAAGACAAACCACACACACACACACACAAAAUAGAAUCCGAUCUAAAUUACAAAAUUCUUUCAUUAUCACUUUUAGGUAAACGAUUUUAAGGCAAUUGUGUAAAGGUCAUUAGUAUUAGUCAUUCCUUUCAAAUAUCUAUAUUGACCGGUUAAUCUGUGUUCAAAUCGCUUUGACCAGUCAAUGUAGAAAUAAUUUUAGUCUUUAAUGAAAUGUAUUCCUUUAAUUUUAGUUGCUUUCUGAACUAUUUUAUUUUAUUUAGCUAAAUAUGUUUUUAGUUGGCGACAAUAUUGGUCUAAAAUGUGAGCUUUGUUUACUCUACAAUUAUUAGAUUUAUUUCCAAUAUUGUUCCAACUGCACGCUGUACGUAUACGAAAAUCUCUAUUUAUGUGAAAAUAAAUAGUAUUUUGUAUGAAACUAUUCUAUGUAAACUUUAUUUAAUUAUUUGAUUUGUUUGAUCAUGGUGUUUUUUUAUUAUUAGAGAAAUGAGCUUGUAUUUCAACUUGCAAAGUACUCUCUUAUGUAAUGAGAAAAUUUAAUUUGCUUUAACUUCGAUGGUAUAGGUAUUGAAUAAUCACGCUUACUGUUUUAUUAUGUCCAUCUGUCAAACUAUCAAUGAAUUUCUAUAACCUAUCUUCUGAUUUGCGAUUAGAUAUUACAUUUUGACAUUGCAUAGCGCAAAAUCUAAAACGAAUAGAUAUAUUAUACAAAUCCACAGUACUUACAUCUUACCGUUGUGAAAUGCUUCUAUUCAAUUGACUUAUCAUCACCAAAUCAUUCCUGAUGACGUAUCAUCAUCAUCGUCUCUCGAGCCUUUUCCCAACUAUGUUGGGGUCGGCUUCCAGUCUAACCGGCUGCAGCUGAGUACCAGUGUGCCACAAGGAGCGACUGCCUAUCUGAACUCCUCAACUCAGUUACCCGGACUACCUGAUACCCCUUGGUUAGAGUAGUGUCAAGACUUACUGGCUGACCUGAUGACGUCUCUGACUAUAAUUGAUUAUUAUUUUGACGAAAACAUGCUUUAUACAUAGUAAAAAAGACCUUUUAAAAUACUGAAGUACCUAUGUGUAAAAUUCACGGGUUAAGAUUUUUUCUUAAAUUUAUCGUCAAAAUAUAUUAAAAUGGACAAGAGAAACGACGCGGGAAACGGCUAGUGUAAAAGGCAACUGAUUGAUGACUAUCAAGCAAUAUGAUAUUUAUCUCAGGUUGAACUCUCUGUAUACUUUUGUAGGUCUAUGGUCCAUGUAACUACGUAGGUAGACCCAAGUUUGCUGACAAUAUAAACGUCAGUUUUCUUAAAACAACUGGGGCCCGAUUCUGCUAAGUAAAUAAUGUCAAAAUUGAAUCGCAAUAGCAGUUUUAACCUUAGCGGCCAUUCUGCUACUAUAUAAGACCAAUCGUAUUCCAAUGACAUUCGAUUGGUUUGCGAUUGGUCUGCCAGUUGGUCUAUAUAGGGUAGUUUGCUCUACAAUCAUAAUAUUGCAAUCGUUAAUAAUUUGCAGACAAUAUGAUUCAUUAUUGAAUCACGGAAACAUUUAAAAGAAAAUAAUAGCGGAAUGCCACAUACGCUUCAAUCGUAAUUGAGUCGUGAUUGGAUCUCAGUCGGAUGUGAAUCGUAUGUCGUUUAGAAUCGCGCCCCUGUUCAUUUUGAAAAUUGAACGUGAAAAUACAUAGUAAAUACCUAGUUGUUUUAAGAAAACUGACCUCUAUGUUGUCGGUUUUGGAUCUAAAAGAGCAUUUAUAAUAAAAAUAGUAUUGUAUAUAUUGUACAAAUGUGUUUUAUAAAAAUAAACAAUUAAAAAAAUAUUA